Molecule: messenger RNA, 2307 nt
Organism: Limulus polyphemus (Atlantic horseshoe crab)
Lineage: Eukaryota; Metazoa; Arthropoda; Merostomata; Xiphosura; Limulidae
Product: organic cation transporter protein-like
Exons: 10
Coding region: 518-1708 (396 amino acids)
Biological process (GO): transmembrane transport
Cellular component (GO): membrane
Molecular function (GO): transmembrane transporter activity
Source: RefSeq, a predicted model, not a curated record
AAACACCCUAGAGAGCUAGUAAAAUAACAUUUUUCAACAAAAAAAAAGCUUUCAACAUAGCUUCUAUACUGCUAAAUUUAGUGCUCCUAAAAUAGCUCUCGAAACUACUUUAUUUUCUGAAAAUAUUUUGGUUGUACGUGAAGCUCUCACACUUUUCUCUGAGUAAACCAAUGCAUGUAGUUUAUUCCCUGGUCUUCUAACAAAAAAUGAGAAGUUCGACAAAUUUCCAACGUUUCAUUUCUCCGUCUUUCAGCAGUUUUUGACUGUGAACAUCCCGUGAGAUGAUGCACGCUGUAGUUUUACAAUUUUGAAUCUGUACAUAAAGACAGCAAGUCAACAGAGAACAUUUGUAACAUUUUACGGAAGAUUGUCAUUGUCAACCUUGCCGAUUGUUAGUAUUAGAAUUUGAAUAUUAGACAAUGAAGAACCAAAAUUAUCAGUCGUCUUCUCAGGAGAUUCAUCGUGGGACCUCGUUUGCGGUAAUGGCUGGUUGGUGUCCUUGAGUACGUCUAUAUACAUGGCUGGAUUUCUGAGUUCUGUUUUUAUUUCAGGCCAACUAGCUGACAGGUUUGGUCGCCGACCUAUUAUUCUUCUGGGAAUCGCCAUUUUCUUCGCUUCUGCUUUGGCGUGUACCUUUUCUACAUCGUAUGUCAUGUUUACUACACUUCGAUACUUUGUUGCAUUCGGAGCUUCUGGAGCAGUCACAACAGCCUUUGUUUUACUCAUGGAAGUGAUUGGUGCACAGUACCGCACAGUGCUUGGGGUCUCGUUUCAGUUUGGCUGGGCUUUGGGAUACGUACUCCUGCCUGCUUUAGCUUGGUUUGUGCGAGAAUGGUCAAACUUGCAUCUGACAUUGACUGUACCAUGGAUACUGCUCUGUAGUUUCUGGUGGCUUCUCCCAGAAUCCCCUCGCUGGUUAAUAACGCAUGGGAAGGUCGAACAGGUUGAGAAAGAGAUCGAAACAGCUCUAAGAAUCAACCAUAAAAACGUGACAGAUAUAGGGAAAAUAGUGAAAGAGCUGAUGUAUAAAGAGACACGUGAAGAAGAGAACAAGAAUCGUCACGCUACUUUCUUUGACUUGCUAAAGACACCUAACAUGAGGAAGAAAACUUUGAACAGUUUCUUUGCUUGGUUCGUUAUCGCAUUCGUAUACUAUGGCCUGUCUUUGAGCACAAAUGAUUUAGGAGGUGAUCCAUAUAUUAACUUCUUCGUCUCUGGAGCAGUUGAGUUCCCGUCUUACGCCAUUUCAAUCUUUGUUAUCAAACACUUGGGACGACGCAUUCCUUUGGUAGUAACUAUGGUGCUUGGUGGUUUAGCUUGCAUGCUUACCAUUCCAAUACCAGAUUACCUCCAAUGGUUAACAGUUACUUUGGCUAUGUUUGGAAAAUUUUGCAUCUCUGCUUCAUUUGGUAUUGUAUAUGUAUACUCUGCUGAACUAUUCCCAACUGUUGUGCGAAAUGUUGGAGUUGGGUCGAGCUCAAUGUGCGCUCGUGUUGGAUCAAUGGUGGCUCCUUUUGUUAAAGAACUGAGUAAAGCUACCAAUAAUGGAGUUCCUUUGGGAAUAUUUGGUGGAUUAUCUGUAGUUUCCGGAAUACUUAUCUUACUUUUACCAGAAACUAACAACAUGCCUUUACCUGACACUCUAGAAGAAGGUGAAGCGUUCGGAAAGAAACCACCUUCAAUGGAAUUAGAGAGCACAAAAUUAUAGACAUGUUUUCCAAACCCUGUUGCAGUUGAUAAAUAAAGAUAUUCAACUUCCGUGAGGGAACAAGAAGAGGAAUCCAAAAAAGAAUUAUCUUGUACGCUGUCGACAUUUCAACAGGAAUCUCUCCAAAUAUAUCAGCAACAGGCAGUAAUUUUAUGUCUCAACAGAAUAGUUCGGAUAGGCUUAAUGUUUCUCAAGAUGAAAAAUUAAAUCAAAACGUCAGUUUCAUAUCAGCAAAAAAAGGACCAGAAAGCUGUAGUUUCGUCAAGUCUUCUCUAUUUCUCAUGCUGAAUACAUUUUUCUUUAUAUCUAUACCAUCCAACGUCAAAAUUUUCAUUAACCAUAUAACAUUUAGAAACUGUUCAACACGAGUAGGAGGUGAACAUGAAAAGAGAACUUCAUGAGAAAUCUUUUAGCUCCGUGGUUUUGAUGUUGACUUGAGCCGAUUUUAUAUGUAACUCUUAAUUUUAUUUAAUUCGGAGUAUAUUUGUACUUUUUUAUUAGAUGUCUCUAAUCGGGAGAGUAGAAUUUAUCGAUAUUGAAAUAUGCUGUUUUCUGGGAAUAAUGAAAUUAGGGAAAAAUUAUUUUCGUUUAAUUUUAAA